Messenger RNA from Cavenderia fasciculata, 993 nucleotides. RefSeq lists its product as uncharacterized. Lineage: Eukaryota; Evosea; Eumycetozoa; Acytosteliales; Cavenderiaceae. The transcript is spliced from 3 exons. The record is from RefSeq and is a predicted model, not a curated record. The coding region runs from base 1 to 993 and encodes 330 amino acids.
AUGACAGUAGCAGUAGAGAAGAAUACUAUUGUUUGGAUCAUGACACCGAUUAUUCGUGAUGAAUUUACUUUGGAUACAUUUCAAGAUAAUAUUAGUAAAUUGUAUAUUGCUACGGAUGAAUAUAAUAGAUUAUUACAAGCAAACUUUGACACUGCCAAACAAUAUGUAGACCGAUUAUUAAAAUCAUCAACGAUUGACAAUGAUAUCAUUGUGACUGCCAACCAACAACUAGUGAAUGAAAAGAUUCAUCUAUUUGAUAUACCACUGACCAACAUUCAACUAUCAUUCGAUCAUCUAUUACAAUGUAUUGCAAAUAUAUUUUACCAAUCUCAAAGAUUAAAUCUACCAAUUCCAACCAACUCUCUUCCUCCUCCUCCUCCACCUCGUCCUCUUCCUCAAAUUGAUAAUAAUAAUAAUAUCAACGAUACAUCAAAUAGCAACAAACCAACACCACCUCCACUACCCAGCAGAGAGAAUAGGAGAACAUGGGCACCUCAUGCUAUACAUGACCCAUCCUCUAGUAUUCCAACAGCUCCACCAGCUGGGUCAGUCCAACUAAAUCCACCAUUACCAGUCAAACCAGCAUCAUUGAGCCAAAAGUUUAAUAUUCAACCAAGUUUAAAUGGUGCUAGUGAUCGAGAAACUCCAACACCUCACUCUCCAACAUAUGUUCGAUCAAGCCGACCACACCCAAUGAAGGGUGUUCCCCUCCCAUCCAUUCCUCCUCCUAAAACUACAGCUCAACCACAAUGCACACCUCUACCAAUAGUACCUUCCCAAAAACAUUAUUCUCCUCCUCCUCCUCUUCCACCGCUUCCACCAAAACAUAUUAAUGUAAUAUGGAUGCCUUCAUACAUGAAAAUCUACAAUUUAAUACCCAGCUCUGGGGAUCUAAUCAAUACCUUUUUAAGAUGGCUCCAUCCAGCAUGUGGCUUAAGACUAAAGAAUGUAGAAAUAAUAAACUCUAUUACUCUAAAAUACUAUAUAGGAUAA